This is a messenger RNA of Colletotrichum gloeosporioides, 2022 nucleotides long. RefSeq names its product Laccase. NCBI's taxonomy places the organism in Eukaryota, Fungi, Ascomycota, Sordariomycetes, Glomerellales, Glomerellaceae. The record is from RefSeq and is a predicted model, not a curated record. The transcript has 10 exons. The coding region runs from base 1 to 2022 and encodes 673 amino acids. Gene Ontology annotation, molecular function: copper ion binding; oxidoreductase activity.
AUGGGGUCCAAAAGUGAAAAGCUUGAGCUGACGCAAGUUGGUUUAUUGAAGAGAGAAAGCAGCAAGAAGUCCAGAGCAUUCUGGAUUUCUGGCCUAACAGCACUUUGUCUCUUCGUGCUGGCUGGGUUUUGGCGUGGUGAUAGCCCACACCAUGCGCUGCUCGGCGUCUGGAACCGCCUGUCGUCCCACAAGUCAGACAGACUCACCCGCAAGUACACCAUUCAAUCGGGAGUUAGAUGGAUGAAUCAAGAUGGCGGUCGCUGGAGAGUCAUGUUCGUUUGCAACGGCCAGUCGCCCUGCCCCACGCUGCACGCAGAGGAGGGCGACCUCGUAGAGUUGACUGUAAAGAGCGACGUCUAUGCGCAGUCAUCAAUCCACUGGUCUGGAAUUGGGCACAAAGGAACUGGUAGCUGGAACGAUGGUACCGCCGGCAUUUCGCAGUUCCCCAUCUUGCCUCGCGGCAACUUCACCAGCUUGAUUGACACCGCCGGCUCCUGGGGCCUGAACUGGUAUGCCGAACACACUUCGGCAGCUUCAGCUGACGGUCUCUACGGCAUGGUGUAUGUGGCACCAAGUCCAUCGCGACCAAGACCAUACCGCCUCAUCACCAGCGACGAGAUUGAGCUGCGUAAGAUCAUGGAAGCCGAGAAGGAGGCUCACCAUUUCGCCAUCAAGAACCACCAGCACCGUGACACCGGCUGGAAGAUGCUGCGUAUGCGAGCUGAAGGUUCCGAGUUCUAUUGCUAUGACUCGAUCAUUGUCAAUGGCAAGGGUCGAGUUCACUGCCGUCAGCCGGGCUUCGAGACGCUGAACGGCCAUGACCUGGACGAGACUGGUUGCAUUCAACCUGCCGGACUGCCGCAAGAGACCUGCACACCUAGCAAGGCUGACUAUGAGGUCAUCGAAACUGAAGGCCGAGCCUACAUCAUGCUGAACUUGAUCAAUAUUGGCUUCGAGCACUCCGUCAUGGCGUCUAUUGACAGCCACAAAAUGAUAGUCGUGGCCAACAACGGAGGCUUUGUCGUUCCUGAAGAGACCGACGUCGUGUACAUUCCCAGCGCGGGCCGUGUUACUGUUUUAGUCAAGUUAGACGCUCAGCCGGGUGACUAUGCCCUGCGAUUAUCGUCUACAAGUCAAAUGCAAAACCUCCAGGGCUACUCAAUCCUUCGAUACCCCGCAAGCCGGCGUCCCAUUUACGGCGAGCCCAUGGAACUCCCGCAGCCGGAGUCAUUGGAUGAUGUUUGCGUCCUUCCUGACAGCUCCACAAAGAAGCACUGCAAGACAACUUCAGGCCUCUUCCUCCCUCCUUACCCUGCGUUGCCGCCACCCAAGGCCAAGAAGUCCCGCCCAGCAUCUGCGGACUUCACUUUCCACCUUGCAGCCGGUUCGCAGCCCUCGCUGACGGAGCCCCAUGUGCCGGAGUACUUCCUCAACGAGAAGCCUUGGCAGCUUUUCCGCUCCUCUCUGACUCCCCUGCUCUUCCACGAGUUCAACUCCAGUUCGGAGGCUUCAAUCGGAAAGCCAGUCAUCGACGGCAUCCCCAUGGGUAGCGUCGUCGAUCUCAUCAUCGAGAACCAGCUGAAUGACACCAUCCCGUUGUACAAGCACGCCGAUCCUGCGUGGCUUCUUGGUGUGAGCUCCAACGCCAAAUUCCCUUACCCUAGCAUCGAGGAGGCAGUUGCUGCGGACAAGGAUAUCGCAUCCGCCCUCAACUUGGAGGAUCCUGGAAUGGUCACGGUCCACGACCUGCCGCCCCUAGGAUGGAGUGUACUUCGCUUCAAGGUUACGACCAAGGCUGCGACGAUGAUUCAUGCCGUCAAGCUCAGGUACUUUGCUGUGAGUAUUCGCUUGUCAUUACCAACAGUCGUACGCGGAGUAGCUAACAGUGUGCCCCUUCAGCUUGGCAUGUCAGCGCCCAUCAUGGAAGGUAUCCUUCCCAACGACCCGGCUAACUAUCCGACCUUCGCUGCGAAUCAGCCCCACGUUGACUUCGAGCCCAAGAUUGACGGCGUUUUUGGGUAA